Messenger RNA from Knipowitschia caucasica, 285 nucleotides. The record is from the annotation of a GenBank genome assembly. Lineage: Eukaryota; Metazoa; Chordata; Actinopteri; Gobiiformes; Gobiidae.
AUGUACUACCGAGUUGUGUUCGGCAGAGGGAGCAAGUACUUCCACUUCAGGCUCAGGCAUACAAGAGCAAACAACAUUUCACCCACCAUCGUCAGGAACAUCGGGCUGACAGAUUCGUCACUUCUGAUUACACUGAAAAAGAAGAUAGUCAAGAGCAGUGCUAUGAACAGCAUGGACACUUUCACCAAAACAACAUUUAUCCUGAUGCCCACACAGGUCAUCAAACAAAGCAUUUUUCCCACUGUGAAGAUGAGUCAGACUAUGACCAUUCCCGUCCUCAAGUGA